Naumovozyma dairenensis CBS 421 is the source of this 825-nucleotide messenger RNA. RefSeq lists its product as uncharacterized. The record is from RefSeq and is a predicted model, not a curated record. NCBI's taxonomy places the organism in Eukaryota, Fungi, Ascomycota, Saccharomycetes, Saccharomycetales, Saccharomycetaceae. The transcript has a single exon. The coding region runs from base 1 to 825 and encodes 274 amino acids.
AUGAUUAUACCUACAAUCUUACAGUUACUAUGUGGCAUACUUUCAGUAAGUUCCAUUCUGUACCAGAAACGAUACAAUAGGAUUCACAGGUCUAUUUAUGGCCUAUCUUAUGAUCUUUAUCUAUAUGAUAUACUGGGUCAUCUCAUAUCCCUCUAUUGUUCAAUAAAUUACAAAUAUUCACCUUUGGUAAGACGACAGUUGGCCAAUAGGUAUCCUCUAUUUUAUUCCAAUCCACAUGAUAUCCCAAUAUCUAUCCUACUCUUAUUGAAAGAUAUUUUGAUGGUAUAUUGUGACCUACUUAUAUUCCGUCAAUUGUAUCAUUACAGAACUACAAAACAUAUACAUCAAGGCAUCUCUUCGACAUCCACCGUUCUCAUUAUUAUCUUUCCUGUAUUUACAGUGUUCACUUUUGCAUGUUCAUGUUUGAACCUGCCAAUCGAAGAUUCCGGUAAAUUUGGUAUCUUCUAUUUAGAUCAUAUCAAUUACUUAUGGAUAAUAGGUAAUUUCUUCCUGACUUUCAAAUUUAUCCCUCAAAUAUCUUUAAAUUGGAUGGGAUUAUCAACAACAGGAUUAUCAUCUAAAUUUGUUAUACUUAACACGUUAAGUAAUGUGACAUAUCUACUGAUUUAUUACAUUUUAUCAACAACAAAUCUUUUCUCGGAACAAGAUCUUCCAUUCUGGAAAUGGCCUUUUAAUUUCAAACCAAUAUUUGUUAUCUGCUUCCAAUUGCUAUCAUUAUUAUUCAUCCUUUAUCAAGCCCAAUUCUUAUAUAUACAUUCAAAAAAUUAUUUACCAAAGGGUAAAGGGUCAUCAUCAUUAUUUUAG